AUGUUUGUUACUUCACUCUUGAAUCGAAGAGUCGGACUGCCCGAGUAUAUCAAAGAAAUCGAAGAAAAUCGCGCGUUCUUGAUUCAACGAGUCGAUAGACCAGAAACAUCGCCACACGACAGCAGGAUUCAAAGUAUCGAACAAUUGACAUCUUGCGAUUGUGUGUCAUCAAAAGAACAUAUUGAGUUGGUGACUGCUGGCGUAUCAAAUCGACUUGAUAUCCGUCAGAAUGGCGUGUAUAGUCACCCAACGCUUCCUAUUUCAAUUUGUUUGAGAGAUAAUGGAUGUCUUAUUUUAGACUCAUUUACAAUGACUGAUGAAGUGCGAACGCCUUCGCCGAGUGGAGUUGCCUUCCUAGUUCAAAACAUCUUUGGAAUUUCGUCUAAAAAUGGACUCAACUUGUUUGACAUUAAAAAUCGGAAAUUGGUUGGAGGGAUCGACGUGAUAUGUAAUUCAGUAGCUUCCAAUGGUUUUGAUGUGUAUUGUGGGGGUGAGACUAUUCAGUGUUUCGACACGCGAACAUUCAAAGAGAAGUGGCGGUAUAACUCGCCUGGAAUUGUAUGUAAGAAGGUUGGAGACAUAGUCGCAUACUCUAAAACCAAUUUCUAUGCACUCAACGACUUCGGGGAGAUCCUUUGGAGUUUGAAGAAACAAGUCAAGUGUGUUGAGAUCAGUCCCAAUGGACGAUUUUGUUAUAUGGCAGAUUAUUCUGGUAAUAUAGAAGUAUACACUGUAGGGGGUGGUGCACAUUUAAAUACCCUCAGCGGGGUCCACGGCUGUGGUGUGUCCGCGAUGAGUUGGUCAGAUAGAAGCAUGGACCUUAUCACCGGUGAUGAGAACGGGAUGGUUUUAAGAUGGACAACCAACAACUUACAAACACAAAAGAACAGCAAUAAUCAGGGACUAGAGGAUGAAUGGAAUUGA
This is a messenger RNA of Entamoeba invadens IP1, 924 nucleotides long. RefSeq lists its product as hypothetical. Bases 1 to 924 code for a protein of 307 amino acids. The transcript has a single exon. Gene Ontology annotation, molecular function: protein binding. The record is from RefSeq and is a predicted model, not a curated record. Lineage: Eukaryota; Evosea; Mastigamoebida; Endamoebidae.